CAGCUGGGCUCCUGGCUUUGGGGCUGGGAAUCGUGGGAAGACGGCCCAGGCCCCACUGGAGACAUUCUUUAGUGGCAGGACCCUAAGAACCAGCUCUCUAUCUGGCCGGAGGGACAUGGGUUGUGGCAUUUCUCCAGCUGCUCCCUGGGGGAGGGGAGACCUCCUUGGGGACUCUAGGUCCAGCCUCUGACCCUGGGAACACCCAGCCCAGGCCGGCCCCAGGGCCAACAAGUCAGGGGGCAGCAAAUUUUUAACUAGGCACAUUGAUUAUUAACAGGGUUAGGAAGGAGUCCAAACUCAGCAUCCCGUGGGGGCAGAGACCAGCUGGGCCUCAAGCCUCCUGUGGAGAUGCUGGGCCCCAGAGUCUGGUCCUCUGUGAGGCAGGGGCUGAGCAGGGGCUUGUUUAGGACUGUAGGGGCCUGGGCCUCGGGGGAGGGGAAGAAAGUGGACAUCGCAGGCAUCUAUCCCCCUGUGACCACCCCCUUCACUGCCACCGCAGAGGUAGACUAUGAGAAACUGGAGGAGAAUCUGCACAAACUGGGCACCUUUCCCUUUCGAGGCUUCGUGGUCCAGGGCUCCAACGGCGAGUUCCCCUUCCUAACCAGCAGUGAGCGCCUGGAGGUAGUGAGCCGUGUGCGCCAAGCCAUGCCCAAGGACAAGCUCCUGCUAGCUGGCUCCGGCUGCGAGUCCACUCAAGCCACGGUGGAGAUGACGGUGAGCAUGGCCCAGGUCGGGGCUGACGCUGCCAUGGUGGUGACCCCUUGCUACUAUAGUGGCCGCAUGAGCAGUGCUGCCCUCAUUCAUCACUACACCAAGGUUGCUGACCUGUCUCCAAUUCCUGUGGUGCUGUACAGUGUCCCAGCCAACACAGGGCUGGACCUGCCUGUGGACGCGGUGGUCACGCUUUCCCAGCACCCGAAUAUCGUGGGCAUCAAGGACAGCGGUGGUGAUGUGACCAGGAUCGGGCUGAUUGUUCACAAGACCAGGAGGCAGGACUUCCAGGUGUUGGCUGGAUCAGCUGGCUUCCUGCUGGCUGGCUAUGCCGUGGGAGCUGUGGGCGGCGUGUGCGCCCUGGCCAACGUCCUGGGGGCUCAGGUGUGCCAGCUGGAGCGGCUCUGCCUCACAGGGCAAUGGGAAGAUGCCCAGAAGCUGCAGCAUCGCCUCAUUGAGCCAAACACUGCGACGAAGCAGCUUGGGCUGCCCCUUGGGAAGAGAGGAUGCUUGCAGCCAUCCUAGCCCUCGGAAUGCCAUCCCGCUUGACCCUUCACUCUGCGCCCCAUCCUGUGCCAGCUCUGGGCGCACGCUCAGGAAUGCCUGGAACACCUUUCUGCUGCCUGGACUGGAGGCUCAGCCACCCCAAGAGCAGCUUGAUGUCACCUUAUUGCCCUGCCCUGCUCGAACACAAUGUGCUUCCCCUGCCCUCCCACCCAGCCGGCCUCCUGCCCCGGCUAUAUUUAGGACUUUCCAUGGUUUUUAUCUCUAAAGCAUUCAGCCCUUUCUCAGGGUCUGAAGAGAGGCAAAUCAGAGACCUUCAGACACCCAUGGUGGGAGAAAGUUUUUUUCUCUGUGUACUUCUUGUUUCCAUCAUCUUUCCCACCCUACUCAGGUUUUGGGUAAAAUGCCCAGGUUAUCAGAAUAUCAAGGCUGGGGCCAGGCUUGGGAGGAGGCUGGCUGAAGCUUACUGGCCUCUAGUGGUGAAUAGUUAGUCAUUCAUUCAUCAGUGGUUCCCAACCUUUUUAACCCAAACAACCUCUUUUAUUAUUUUUACCCUUCAUGAAGGCCGUAUUUCUAAGGUUUUACCUUCCCUCAGAAUAAAAUUUUAUUAAGUAAUAAUUACUUUCCUAGUUUUUAGGUACUCAAAGAUGAAUUUAACACUUCUGAUCAGCAUGAAACAACCAGUUGCUAUGCUAAAAGCAAAGGAACUUGAGACUUCAUUUUCUUUAAAACUCCAUGCAUGAUUUGAAAUUGUGACAGUAGUUUUGGGCCGCCCAUUACAACAGAAAAGGCUUUUGAGAUCAUGCUGUCUGGCCCCCUCAUUUUUCAGGCAAGUGAACUUGCUCAGAUCAGUUGAUGAUACAAGGUUACAUAGUGAAACUUCUUUGGACAAUGAUGCAUUGUUUUCCUCCCAUGAGAGUAUUUGGAGUUCGGGUCAGGGAGGACUGUGGGGGGAUGGGAGGGCCCUGCUGCAGGGGCUGUGCCUGGCCUCUCAGUCCCGGUGUGCCCUGGGCCAGGUUCUAGGGAACUAGGCUGCAGACCAGUGAUGCUCCAGCGCCCAGGCCCAUAGUGUCGCUGCCUUCUCCUAAUCCCAGCUCGAGGACUGAAUGCCGCUCUCCUCCCCAGUGGGGUGGAUUUCUCUCCCAAAACCAAAGGAGGUGCCUUUCUUCCUUCAUCCUAGGUUUUAGUAUUGUGUUCUCUACCACUGACCUGCUUUCUGGUCUCAGUCUGGAUUCCCAGUGUACCCCAAGUGUCAUAGAUUUGGUAGAGUUACUUAACGGGGCAGAAGGGUGGGAA
This is a messenger RNA of Vicugna pacos (alpaca), 2511 nucleotides long. RefSeq names its product 4-hydroxy-2-oxoglutarate aldolase 1 (gene HOGA1). The record is from RefSeq and is a predicted model, not a curated record. Gene Ontology annotation, molecular function: 4-hydroxy-tetrahydrodipicolinate synthase activity; (R,S)-4-hydroxy-2-oxoglutarate aldolase activity. Gene Ontology annotation, cellular component: mitochondrion. Lineage: Eukaryota; Metazoa; Chordata; Mammalia; Artiodactyla; Camelidae. Gene Ontology annotation, biological process: glyoxylate catabolic process.